Caenorhabditis remanei is the source of this 1296-nucleotide messenger RNA. RefSeq lists its product as uncharacterized. Lineage: Eukaryota; Metazoa; Nematoda; Chromadorea; Rhabditida; Rhabditidae. Bases 1 to 1296 code for a protein of 431 amino acids. Gene Ontology annotation, cellular component: membrane. Gene Ontology annotation, biological process: monoatomic cation transport; transmembrane transport. The record is from RefSeq and is a predicted model, not a curated record. Gene Ontology annotation, molecular function: monoatomic cation transmembrane transporter activity. The transcript is spliced from 6 exons.
AUGUCGGAUUCCGGCCGGUUAGAGGAUCCGAAUCCUGAUGCAAGUGCAAGCAGCUCGAACACAACUACCACUACGACUUCGGAAGAGGAGAGACUCGUGAAAAAUGCUCAAUGUGCGAAAAAGGAGUUGGAAGCGUACUACAAAAAACAAAACGAAAUACUGGAUCACUACAAACAAGACAGCGAACAGAUAGAAGCGACACGGCGGACACGUAUACGUCUUCGUAGUUCCACUGCCGUUUCCGGUGAUUCAUCAGCAGAAUCUGACGUCGAGAAUCAGCAAGAAGCAUUACGGAGAGCCUCCACAAUCUCCAUGAAAUCAUCGAAAGAUUCUCUGCUUCUUCGUCACGAAGACGCUCAGAACGAGGAGUUGAAAUUGGCGAAAGCGGCCGCCCGUCUCGCGAAUAUCACUCUUUUCGUGAAUUUAGUUCUGAUGAUUGCCAAGAUUGUGGCCUCUUAUCUCUCCGGAUCCAUGUCAAUCAUCUCUUCUAUGGUGGAUUCCGUCGUUGAUUUGACAUCUGGAGCCGUGUUAUCGAUUAGUUCCAGAAUGAUUCGGAAACGUGAUCCGUAUCAAUAUCCUCGUGGAAGGACUCGUGUUGAGCCACUUUCUUUGAUUCUGAUCAGUGUUAUUAUGGGAAUGGCUAGUGUUCAAUUGAUCAUCUCCUCGGUUACACGGAUUCAUGAUGCUGCCGCCGAUGGCCAAAAAGACGAGAUCAACGUGAGCUGGCCAACGAUUGGAAUUAUGGGAUCGACGAUCGCCGUGAAACUCACUCUCUUCUUCGUCUGUCAGAAAUACAAAUCCAACUCAUCCAUCAAAGUGCUCUCUUUGGACCACCGCAACGACUGUAUCUCCAUCACAAUGGCGUUGGCGUGUGCCUGGCUCGCCUACUACUACGGUGCCAAACCGGGUGAAUCCAACACGGGCGUCUCACUCCUCGGACUGUGCCCAUCCACCGGAUGUGACCUAUACUAUCUCGAUCCAACCGGCGCCAUCAUCGUCUCAUUCUACAUCCUCUACACGUGGAUCCGAACCGGUUACGCCCAUUUCGUGAUGCUCAGUGGAAAGUCCGCACGACCGGAACUCAUCAAUCGAAUCAUUCAUCAAUGCAUAGAGCACGAUCCGAGAAUCACCCAUAUCGAUACGGUUUAUGUGUAUCAUUAUGGUACCAAGUUCCUUGUUGAGUUAAUUCCUCCCAGAAACACUUCUCCGUUGACUAAAAUAUCAGUUUCAUCGAAUGAUAGAAACAUGCAUUGUAGUCUUGGAUUAGAGCCACGAAUCCAAUGUUUGAGAAAUUGA